AUGCGAGAUGAUGCGGAAUCAGCGCAUCUCCGUGCUCGGGUAGAUGAUGAUGAGGAUGAUGAAGUUUAUCCAGCCUCUCCAUGUAAACGAAAUCCCAGCGACCCAGCCAGCCGCUACGACGAAGGAAAACCUCCUAAAAAUAUUACCCGCUACGCAGCCACCCUGAAAAAUGUAGUCCCCGUGAGAACAGUGGAAAGGUCUGCGACAGGAUGCGCAAAAAUCGACCAAGCCGGGCUGUUUUCUUUUGUCACCUACAGCUGGGUGUUUGAAUAUCUCCUUCAGGCAUACAGAGGAAACCUCACGGAAACCUCAUGGACCUGUUCAAUUUUUGAUGGAGCCAAUACAAAUCUCACUCGAUUGGAGAUGAUGUGGGAGGAAGAGCUCAAAGCGCGUCCGGCCGAGCCUAAACUUUGGAAGGUGGUCUAUGCUUUUAUCGCAACGCGCCUAUGGACGGCUUGUGCUGUAUUUGCUUUUUGCUUGGUGUUCGGGUUUAUUGGACCUACCUGUUUCAUCCGUGGUUUAAUUUCGUAUGCUGAACAACCUUUGAAAGAUGGCGAGGUUUCUUACGGAUAUGGAUUCGCGCUGGCUACAGCCGUGUUGCUUGUGGAAUUCGCCCGGGUGCUGGCGUACGGUGCUACUUGGGCAAUCUCUUACCGUACCGGAAUUCGAGUCCGAUCGGCUGUGCUGGGGCUGUUGUUCAAGAAGUUGAUCAAUUCGAAGACCCAUCUAGGAGGAAAAUCGGCCGAGAUCAUUAACAUGUUUGCGAAUGAUGGACAACGUUUAUUUGACGCCAUUACUUUCUUGCCACUCGUUCUCAUUGGUCCGUUCGUCCUUUUCGGAGGUUGCAUCUAUCUGUGUGUAGUGAUCGGAUGGUGGUCGUUGGUUGGCGUGCUUGUAUUUGUAAUUUUCGACGUUAUCCAGUAUGGACUUGGAAUGACUAUGCUACGUUGCCGAGAACGAGCAAUCAAGAAGACGGAUAAUCGGGUAGCAUUAAUGGGUGAAAUUGUGAAACAUAUCCGUCUAAUCAAAAUGAAUGCCUGGGAGAAAAGUUUUAUCGACAAGAUUGGAAGAAACGAUCUCUUGGCUAGUGAUGCCUUCAGCGCCAUGACCGUAUUUUUCGUGAUGAUGUUUGGAAUUAGGAUGAUUCCGUAUGGUGGCAGAUACAUGGGUGAAGCUCUCGUAGCCCUGCGACGAAUUUCGCAAGUUUUACAAGUUGAACACUGGGAAAAACCGAUCCAAGCGACCAGCAACCCCGAUGUCGCCGUCAGCUACCAGAACGCUACGUUUAAAUGGACAGAGGCGGUGAACACCACAGUCCCUCAAAGGAGACGACGAGGCAAAAAGCAAGAAGAAGCGGAACCGAUCGUAGAAACCGUCAAGGAAACCGAAGUCUUCCACCUGCAAAACAUCGAUCUAAAAAUCAAGAAGAGAGAAUUGAUCGGAAUCUGCGGAGUUGUCGGAAGCGGAAAGUCUGCGCUAUUGAACAGUAUUUUGGGCCAUAUGGAGCAAGAAACCGGAGAAGCACAAGUUGGUGGAGACAUCGCGUAUGUACCGCAGACUCCAUGGAUCCAGAAUGCGACUUUCCAAGAAAACGUUUUCUUUGGCCUGGAGGAGAACAAGAUACGCUAUCACCGAGUGGUUGAUGCUUGCCAGCUUAAACGAGACUUAGCGCAGAUGCCAGAGAAGGAGAAAACAGAAAUCGGAGAACGAGGAGCUACGCUAUCCGGUGGCCAAAAAGCUCGCAUCUCAUUGGCUAGGGCACUAUACUCAAAUCGAGAUGUUUAUCUUUUGGACGAUGUUCUUGCCUCCGUCGAUAGAAAGGUUGCGGACAGAAUCUUCAAAGACGCGAUUUGUGACUAUCUCAAAUACAAAGGAAAAACCGUGCUGAUGGUUACCUUUGAUGUGAAUCGGUUGAGUGAAUGCGACCGGGUCAUUUACAUGGAAAAUGGACGAAUUGUCGGUGACGAUCCACAUCAUAUUCUGGUCAAGGCUUGCGAUUCGUACAGAGGCUUUUGUGAAGCAGCUACUUUAUAUCGUAAAAAAGAAGACGGCACGCUGGUUAUCCAUGAACAACCAUCAAAAGCGCAGGUUGAUUCGAUCAAAAAGGAGCUUGAGAAAGCAAAAGUUAUCGAAGAGGAAGAGGACCUUGGACUUGCCAAGAUGUCAAUCGGAUUAUACAAGAAGUAUGCGGUCGCAGCGGGCUCGUGGUUUAUAUGGGCAUUCCUUAUGCUCAUUUUCGUCGUCAAUGUUUUCUCAACAUUGUUCGCAACUUACUGGCUGAGUACCUGGCUAAAAUCUGGACAUGGUGAACAGUUGGUUGACGUUAACGGAACUGAAGUGCUGCGUGGCCAUCAAUCAAUGGCUGAUUCCUCCGAUACCCAAUAUUAUUCCACCAUCUACGCACUAUCCCUUGUCGUGCUCUUCUUUUCCGGCCUCAUCAAGGCUACGCUCUUUGUAAAGAUCUCACUGAACGCUGCAACACAGCUGCACAACAAUAUGUUUAACUCGCUGAUGCAUGCUUGUACACAAUUCUUUGAUUCCAAUCCGACCGGGAGGAUUUUGAACCGAUUCGCCAAGGAUAUGGAUGAGAUUGAUGUGAAGCUGCCUUUCACGAUCGAGGUUUUUCUCCAAAAUAUGAUUACCUGUAUUGGCUAUCUGCUGGUGAUCGCCUGGGUUUUCCCUUAUUUCCUGCUCGCCGCUGUUCCUCUUUUCGGCGUUUUCUUGAUCUUUGUGCUGUGCUUUAAAGCUGGAAUCCGAAGUUUGAAACGUUCGGAGAACAUUUCCCGAUCUCCUCUGUACGAUCAUAUCUCGGCUUCUUUGGAGGGCAUCCCGGUCAUCCACAGUUACGGCCAAACAAAUCGAUUUAUCGAAACUUUGAAGCAACGGCUAGAUGCUAACAGUGGCGCCAUCUUUAUGUUCCAAACGGCUAUGCGAUGGCUGGCUGUUUGGCUCGAUCUGUUGGUCGUGGCCGUUACCUUUGCGGUUGCUGUUUGUAUCGUGUUGCUCACCGGAAAAGUCUCGCCUGCCGAUGCUGGAAUGGCUAUCGCAUUUGCUAUUCAGAUGUCCGGCAUCUUCCAAUUUGCCAUUCGCAAUCAAACCGAUAUGGAAGCGAAGAUGACUUCUGUGGAACGAGUGGUUCAUUACGCAGAUAACAUCACUUCAGAAGGGCUAUGGGAUACUCCAAAAGGAGUUGACGUGCCCGGAGGCUGGCCCAGGAAUGGUCAAAUUGACUUUGCGGAUGUGAAGCUGAAAUACCCCUCUAACACCGAAAUGUCUCUGAAUGGGCUUACAUUUACCAUCAAGCCCAAAGAAAAGAUUGGUAUCAUUGGAAGAACGGGAUCAGGCAAAUCUUCGAUUGCCAACGUACUCUACCGUCUUUACAAAACAACCUGGGGAAAAAUCUACAUUGACGGUGUUGACAUCGAAACAAUCGGCUUGCAUACGCUGAGACGUUCUAUGGCAGUCAUCCCGCAAGAUCCAGUCCUUUUUGCCGGUUCCAUCCGCUCCAACCUCGAUAAAUCCGGAGUAUUCACCGAUGAUCAAAUCUGGAUUGCCCUGGAAAAGACUUAUAUGAAGGCUAAGAUUCAGCGUCUGGAGAAUGGGCUUGAAGCAAAGGUUGCGUCGGACGGAGAAAACUUUUCCGUUGAUGCAUCUUUGGAUAAGCUGAUCCAUCAAUGUCUAUGGGAAUGCCUAGCUGAUUGUACAGUCUUGCUUAUCGCUCACAAGCUGGAGAACGUAGCUCGAUGUGAUCGUGUUUUACUGAUGGAUGGUGGAAGGUUGAUUGCUUUUGAUGAACCCUCCGUCCUGAUCGAAAAAACCCCAGAGCUAAAGAAAGUCGUCGAAGAGGAUGCCGCACUUCCCGAAUCGGCUAUUCGUCAAGCCUUGGAUGCGUCGACUAUCCUUGUGCUAGAAAAUGAUGGGUCAACUUCGCUAACUUCAGUAGAUCCCAGUAUCACUCCCAGAUUGGGAACACAUCAAAACCAUGGAGAACUAGAAGAUGAUUCAAACAAAUCAGUAAAGUCCUUGGAAGUGGUGAAGACACCAUCACGAGAGAGCCCCGUAAUUAUUGAAAAAGAAAAUUCUUCCCAAUCGGAUCAGGAUUUGGAAGUGUUAGAAGACGAUGACGAUAAGCGGCUUUGGACGAUGAAGGACGAAGCUCAACCAGUUCACCAAACGACCAUGUCG
Mesorhabditis spiculigera is the source of this 4185-nucleotide messenger RNA. Lineage: Eukaryota; Metazoa; Nematoda; Chromadorea; Rhabditida; Rhabditidae. The record is from the annotation of a GenBank genome assembly.